GCGGCGGCGGGCCCGGUGGUGGUGUCGGCGGGGCGGCCAUGCUGCUCACCGUGUUCUGCCUGCGCCGCGACCGCAGCGAGCUCACCUUCUCCCUGCAGGUGGACGCCGACUUCGAGCUGCAGAACUUCCGCGCCCUCUGCGAGCUGGAGUCCGGCAUCCCGGCGUCUGAGAGCCAGAUAGUCUAUGCGGAGCGGCCGCUGACUGACAACAACAGAUCUUUGGCCUCCUAUGGGUUGAAAGACGGGGAUGUGGUGAUCCUCCGACAGAAAGAGGCCGUGGAGCCACGGCCCUCCAUCCGCUUCCCAGGUCUGCCCAGGAUAGACUUCAGCAGCAUCGCAGUUCCGGGCACGUCCACGCAGCAGCAGCAGCAGCAGCCUCCAGCGCAGCGCCUGCGCCCGUCGCCUCCCGAUGCCCCCUCAUUCCCGCAGGGGCUGGACAACCCGGCGCUGCUCCGGGAGAUGCUGCUCGCAAACCCCCACGAGCUGUCGCUGCUGAAGGAGAGGAACCCGCCCUUGGCAGAGGCGCUGCUGAGCGGAGACCUCGAGAAAUUCACCAGGGUGUUGCUGGAGCAGCAGCAGGACCGAGCCCGCCGGGAGCAGGAGAGGAUCCGGCUCUAUUCAGCUGACCCUUUUGAUCUCGAGGCACAGGCCAAGAUAGAAGAAGACAUAAGGCAACAAAACAUUGAAGAAAAUAUGACGAUAGCAAUGGAAGAGGCCCCAGAGAGCUUUGGGCAGGUGGUGAUGCUGUACAUUAACUGCAAAGUCAACGGACAUCCAGUGAAAGCCUUUGUUGACUCAGGUGCCCAGAUGACCAUCAUGAGCCAAGCCUGUGCUGAAAGGUGCAACAUUAUGAGGCUGGUAGAUCGACGAUGGGCUGGCAUUGCUAAAGGUGUAGGGACACAGAAGAUCAUCGGUAGAGUGCACUUAGCUCAGGUCCAGAUUGAAGGGGAUUUCCUUGCGUGCUCCUUCUCAAUCCUUGAAGAGCAGCCCAUGGACAUGCUUCUAGGACUGGAUAUGCUUAAAAGGCAUCAGUGCUCCAUUGAUCUCAAGAAGAAUGUACUGGUGAUUGGCACGACAGGCUCACAGACCACGUUCCUCCCAGAGGGCGAGCUCCCAGAGUGUGCCCGGCUGGCGUAUGGGGCCGGGCGGGAGGACAUCCGGCCGGAGGAGAUCGCAGACCAGGAACUAGCAGAAGCAAUACAGAAAUCCGUCGAGGAAGCAGAGAAUAGUGACAAAGAAACUACCUCACUGGAAAUGCCCUCAUUACCAGCUUCUGAUGGGUUUCAAAAUCCAGUCCAGUCUUCAGGACUAAAUUCCAAGAUCUGUAAUCCCACAAAUCAAUUACUUGAUCGUUCUGUCUCUGCCCCUGCUUCAGUUUGCUCAUCCGAACCCAGCCUCACGGAGCCCAUUGAUCCUAGAGCCGUCAAGUCUUUGGAGUCUUCAACUGAAUGCCAGAUAACCCCAGAAGAAGAACAUCCUCUAUUAUCACAACAUCUUUCCAGUAAUGCUUCCUUGGCAAAUAAUGACCCUUCUCCCCAGCCAGGGGAGGUGCCCUGUUGCAGUCCAGCUUGCCUUUCACAGAAGACACUCAAAGAAGCACUUAUUGCUGACAGUCAAAAGGAAUGUAAAGCUGAAGAACAAGACCGUGGUCAGGAAUGUCCUUUGGAAGUGACAAAAGCAAAUAGUUUGGCUGACACUGCUGCUGAACAUGGGCAAAAUAAAGAUGUAUGUCUGUCUUCAGAACAGGAGGGGAAGCGUGAGCUUCCCAUAGUGCAUCAGACACACAAAGAACCAGAGAAGGAACACCUGGAGGAGCAAACUGAGACAACUGACCCAGAACCUCCUUGCCAUGUUGGUGAGGUUGAGAAACUUGUUGUGGAAGAAGCCAGCCAGAUGGAAAAUCCUCCUGUGGAAGUGAGAGGAGGUGAACUGGAGAAACCAGGUCUUUCCUGUGGGAAAGGGAGUAUCCAAAUGUCAGCCUCCUUCAGCUGUACACAUACGGAAGCCUUAAUGGAAGUAGAUGUGGUUGAGCAGGCUGCAGCUGAAGCGCAGAGCUCAACAAGUGAGCAGAAGCAGCAGGCUGGGAACAGAAGUGGGUCCAACCUGAACUCGGAUGCCUCUUCCAUGGAAGUGGAGUCACUGAAAUCUGCAUCCUCCUUGAGUGAUCCGCUUUCCAUCGGUGGCGUUCCACAGUCUAAAAGCACUGGUGGGAUUCCUGCAAAGUAUACUGAGUUGUGUAAUCAGCUGGUGGCUGAAGGCAGCUCUUCCCCUUCCAGCAUCCAUCAGCUGGACAUGGAUCCAGGAAGAGCUUCCGAAGAGCGAUGUUUCUCUCUUGCAUCAGCCUUGAAAGAGCUUCACAAACUCUUGGUUACCAGUCGGAAAGGAGAAUGUAAAAUCCUUGCCUCUGAAGAAGUCUCUCAGCUGGAAAUGGCUCACACAGGGCCAGCAGCACAGCAGAAGGGGCUUUCUGAAGAUAAGCAGAAAGGCUCGGAUCCAGAACUGAGUUGUUCCUCCUAUGAGGUGAGGUCUGAAGGCAGAAAAGCAGAGGAGAAAGAGCCUUGUGAUUGUGGCAUCGAGAACAUCAGCGCUGGGUCUGGUGGUCACAAACAGUCUGCUCUUGGAGAAGGUGCUUCUGAGGUUCAGAAGCUUUCAGGUAAGAGUGAUUUGGUCAUGGUGGAUUCUGCAGCCACAUCUGACCAGCAGCAGAGCUCUGAGCAGGAGGAGGUUUUGGCAGGAGGUCAUCAGAGUCCAGCUGGUCCUGCCCUGGAGCAGAAGACAUCCGUUUCCUCUGCACCCACUGUGGGUGAGGGUGCACCUCAAGAUACUCAGAGCCUGUGCACAGGAGCACCCGGGAGGAGCAGCAGUUCUGCUCCAGAAGGUCCCUGCCUGGGUGGGUGUGAGGAACCAGUGCAGAACCCACCAUCGGCCUGUACUGGACUUGCCUUGGGAGCUUCUCCCCUCCCUGCCUUCCCUGUGGCUGAUGUUGAUCGGAUCCUUGGUGCUGGUUUUACCAUGCGGGAAGCUCUUGAGGCUUUGCAACAAGCAGAUGGAAACACGGAUCUUGCUCUCCUCAUCUUGCUGGCUAAGAGUAUCGUUGUUCCUACAUAACCACGGAAGAGGUAGCUGACUGGGGUGUCUUUUCUUUUAAAGGACAUAUCCAAAUUACACACCAUGAUGUACAAGCUGAAUGUGAGCCAGGUUUUAAUUCUUUGCAGCCAAAGUAACUUGUCUUUUCUGUUUCACCCGUUAGAUUUGGCCUUUGAAAAGAACAAAAGCGUCCUAGCAUUGUGUGGACAGAAUAGCUUUUAAUGAUGCAUACUGGAUGAAAAUUCAUGGUUUCAAUGUACAAGUUUAGAAUAAGCUCCAAUGUUAUGAAUAAAAAGCAGAAGCCAUUCAGGUGCCUGCCCUGGCCGGCGCAGAGCAGGUUGUGAAGUGAAUUGAGGGUGCGUGUGUGCAGGACAGGAGCUGCACACUGAGCUCGGUGCGGCGCCGGCACGGCAGCAUGUGUCCAAAUGGACUCUGGGAUCUGGCUUAGCUCUCCUGUGCUUCAUAACCCAACGUCUGUGACACGUGAAACUACUGUGGCAGCUGCUAAAGGUCUGUAGAUGCCCACAGAUGUGUAGUGCUUUGCAGGAGGAGCACCGGGCGAGGGGGGGUUGGAUAUGUGUGGUUUUGCGUGUGCACAGGGAAGGCUGAUGCCUAUUUUUGCCAAACCCUUUUCUGCUCUUGGGCCAGUGUGUUCAAGUUUACAACAUGGGGAUAGAAGAAUGGAAGGGAUAGAAUUUGGUGCUACCAAAACUUAAAAAGAGACGUUUUAACUUAUUUGAAGAUGCGCUGGUAUUAAUUGUAGGGGCGGGGAUGGAAAAGGAGUGGUUUACAUUUUCUUUCUAGCCUUGCCUACACGGUGUUCCCCCCAGACAAAAGAACAAGCUCAACCACUUUAAGGCAAAAUGAUGGAAUUAUAACAAACCAUCCAUGUGUUACAGCUCCCUCUGCCCGGGGAAGAAUGAACUGUUGCAGUGCAUGCAUUCUCUAUGCACCAAGCAGGGGGUGAUCAGGAGAAUGAAGAAAUCUGCUUUGCACUAGUUUUACCUGGAUGUUUGGGGAUGAUCAGCCUCUCAGCUGUGGAAAUGCAAACUGGGGGGCACCAGCAGGAGCUGGUGGGUACUAAUUUAAUACCUCUUCAGAGAGCGAGGGCUCCCCAAUAGGGUUUAUGAAACAAAUGCACUGAUGUGGCUUCUGUAUUAACAAUAGUGGCCUUCUGGGAUGUCCCGGGUGAGUGAUGAGGACUCACCAAGGCUGUGCUGUAGGAAGCCCUUUCCAGAUGUUGUUUUUGGAGGGAUAAAGUACUCUGUGAUGCUCUGCAAAGCCCCAAAACCAUGUUGGGGCUGGGGAAGGGGAAGGAAAGUGUGGCUGAAAAAUGAUACCAAAUUUGAAGUAGGAACUUUUCACUUGGUCCCACUUGCAAAUGGCAGAAGUGGCUUUGUGUCAAGUGUUCAUCUGGAAUCUUCUGCUUUGAGCUACACCUGAAGCGAUGGGUCAGCAGCAGCUGGACACAUGUUUCUGUCAUGGCUUUCAUUUGUUGCCAUCAUUGUCUCUGGCCUGUGUUCCUGGUGUUUUGCUUUCCCUGUUGCUUGGCAGAUUUGCUUCCAUGUGUGCGAGGUUUGUUUUUGUGCAGGGUGGCAUUGAAAAACCAGCACAAAUUUGGUUUCAUCUGUGAACUCGCAGGAGUCCGUGGUGUCGGUGAGCUGUGGUUGUCAGGCUUUUCUUAGAUCUUUGGGCAGCCAGGAGGUCCUUUAAGAGGAACCAACAGCUUUAAGGCAUUCCUCUGUCUGUCAAAUGGAGCUUUUGCAUGCACUGUGAGGGUACCAGGUAGGCCUUGGGCUCCCAGAUGUGUUUAGCUUAUAGCCUGCUCCUUCUGAUGCUGGCAGCAGGCAGUGCUCUGCUGUUUGGGAACCCUUUGCCAGAGCAGCAUUGAGUAAUUCACUUGAGGCUCUGUUCAGAACGACUUACUGAGGCAAGAACACAGCUUUAGCAUCUUCACUGGGCAGGUGGUACGUGUUACCCUUGCUGAAGUAUUAUCUUUUUUUACAUACUCUCCUUGCAGCAAGCACCUCAAAUCAGCGAAAGCCCCCUCUGAAAAGGGUAACGCUUGGACUGGUGCGGGAGUACAGUGUCAUCAGAUGUCCCUCUAGAAGCCUUAGGAAAUAAGAUAUAUUAGACCCAUUCCCAUCUGCAUCUGGUUCACUAUCAAAAGCAGCAACAAGAAUGAGGCUCUCAGAUCAGAGCAUCCUCAGUCUAACCAGCUGAAUCUGCUCCUCAUUGACACCCUGGGGCUCAGUGAGGUGGUCCUAGGGGCAAACCCCCAUCUGGUGCACAGACACCAGCUGCAGGUCGGCCCUCGGAUGCAUGAGAGCUGAAUUUGCACCCUUAGCCUGCAGCCAGCUUCUGGAAGCAUCAGAUAGUGGCUAUUCAGUGGUAUAUACCCUUUUUGUAUUUACACUUCAUGGUUUUAGAAGCGAUUGCUAAUAGCUAGACAAAGUACCACUGCUUCGCACCAAGCUGGUUAAAGGCUCUAGUUUUAUGGCCUCAUUUACUCAGAGUGCAUAUACAGAAUUUAUGCUAUAAAAGCUUUAGAGCAGCAGCCAAUUUGCUUCAAUGCUUAGAUUUAUUCUUUGUCAAAUAUCAUUUCUGAAAUCUGCCCUUCUGCCAAAGCUGUUACUGAAGCGUUUAUCAAUAGUGCUAGAAUUUCCUGGGUAGCUUUCUCUGGACUGCUAGAAACAGCCUGACCCCAACUGAGAAAUACUUCUAAACCUAUUCUGAUCAAGUUAGUCCAAGCCUGGUGAUUUAAAUCUCUUCAUUUCAGAGCCUUGCUUUGAGUGAAUGGCUAUGUGCUGCUAAACUAGAGAAUCAGGUUUUUAGGAGCAAGAUUUAGGUUGGAGAAAACUGGGGCCGUGGUGAGUAUUUAAGGUUAAAGGUAAUAGAACAUGUAUUUAGUGAACAUUGUCUAAAAGUUGUCUUCUGUUUCAACAUGCAUGUGUGUCCUCUCUGCUGUACGCACACAUCUUUUGCUCAGCCUUUAGCAGUCUCUCAACUGAUCCCUGGCCUACAAAGUGGGAAUACCUCUAUGUAGACUGCUACAGCUUGUUGGCUAGAGCAGGGGAUCAAGGCAACACCAAAAGCUGUUCAGGUUUCUAAGGAGCCAUGUAUCCUGGCCUCUCUUCACUCUCUUCCCCCUCCUCAUUAAUCACUGCUCCAAUGUACUAAUGUCACAUCAGCUUAGCAAAACUAUUUACAAGUCCAUCUAUAGAGAGUAAAGCAGCACUCAGAGGCUGCUUCAUGAAGACACCAGUGCCUGUGGCAUGCCCCAGUGGGUCUGCAGAGCUCGUUUCGGGGUGUUUGCUGGAGCCACUGUGGUCGUGUCCCUUGCUGUGGGUUUCUGGGAUGUAUUCUUGAGGAUGCCAAAGGAAUUUGCUCAGCCUCUUGCUAAACACGUUUCUGUACUUGAGGCUCUAGGUGAGCUGAGAGGUGAUGUUCAGUGAAACACCCACAUCUGAAAGUUUCUGGGUAUAGAUAAUGGUGACAAGGGGAGGAAAUGUUUCCUGGUGAUGGUUUUACCUGUUGCUGGACAGAGCUGAGCUGCAUUAUCAUGACAAUCUUUGCCUUGUUGCUACGUAUGUUAAACUUCCUACGUAGACACUUGGUCUCCAGGACUGUUAACCUUGUACCUCCUCAAUAUGUUCCCUUCUUCCUGUCUCCCCUCUUGGCGUUUCCUUUCCUCAGAAGUAGCAAUAUUUAAGUGUACUUGCUGAAUGCUUAACUUCCAGGCAAGUUUUCUUUAACACACUAUGCCAUUUACAAAUAAGAGGAGGAGCAGAUCCUAGAGGUUUCUUCACCAGACUUGGACUUCUUGCUGAAUGGCUCCCCAGAACUCUAACAUGGAUUGAAAGAGGAGAAAUCCAGAGGUAUAUUCCUGUCUUUCUCAGAAGUCAGCUUGGGAAGUGGGGUUGGUUUGGGGACAUCAUUCCCCUCUGAAGCAUUCAAGAGAUUUCUUCCUGCACUGUGUAGACGAGGCUUAGUCCGUGAUCCCAAUGUGUAGCAGUUUGGGUUACUCUUUGAUGCUUUUUAGCUUAAGAGUUUUACAGACUCACUUAAGGAGCUUGAGGGAAUCAAUACUCAGGAAUCCUAAAGCUGGUUGCAUUUGUGUCAUUUACUCUUCUGGGCUGACCACUGCAGCAGUCCUCCCAGGAGGCUGGCAGGAGGAGUGUGGUUGUGGCAGCAGAGAAUGGGAUGUGGUUCUGCCCACAGUAAUACACACUUGAUUCUCUUUUUGAUUUUGAUUAUUUUUUUUUAAUAUUGGGGGACUGUUUAUCAACAAAAUGGAUGUGUAAAAACAUUUGAUAUUUAAAAAAAAAAAAGAAUAAACACUUUAUCAUAA
Neopsephotus bourkii (Bourke's parrot) is the source of this 7437-nucleotide messenger RNA. It is a transcript of the gene DDI2, whose product is annotated as DNA damage inducible 1 homolog 2. Gene Ontology annotation, molecular function: aspartic-type endopeptidase activity; protein binding. The record is from RefSeq and is a predicted model, not a curated record. The transcript is spliced from 9 exons. The coding region runs from base 39 to 3107 and encodes 1022 amino acids. Gene Ontology annotation, biological process: proteolysis. NCBI's taxonomy places the organism in Eukaryota, Metazoa, Chordata, Aves, Psittaciformes, Psittacidae.